This is a messenger RNA of Archocentrus centrarchus (flier cichlid), 1016 nucleotides long. RefSeq names its product NADH:ubiquinone oxidoreductase core subunit S7 (gene ndufs7). The coding region runs from base 69 to 728 and encodes 219 amino acids. Gene Ontology annotation, biological process: mitochondrial respiratory chain complex I assembly; electron transport coupled proton transport; aerobic respiration. Gene Ontology annotation, molecular function: NADH dehydrogenase (ubiquinone) activity; quinone binding; 4 iron, 4 sulfur cluster binding. Gene Ontology annotation, cellular component: respiratory chain complex I. The record is from RefSeq and is a predicted model, not a curated record. Lineage: Eukaryota; Metazoa; Chordata; Actinopteri; Cichliformes; Cichlidae. The transcript has 8 exons.
AGCAGCGCCCUCUGCAGGUCGAGCUCCCACGCGACAGGAGUCGGUUUGAUGUAACCAGAAUCCCAAAGAUGGCGGCGUCGGUUGCACCUCGCCUGGCCAUAUUUGGCUCUUUUUCAACAAGGCCCAUUUCAGUUUUUGCUCUUCAAAACAAAAGCCUGCACAGCACUGCUAAAAAUGAUAACACCAGCACAAGCGUGGUACCAGUUAGAGAGAAAAGCACGGCCGUGGCUGCAGCCAAACCUACAUCUGUAGCCAGCAACAAGGGCGAGUAUGUGAUUGCUAAGCUGGACGACCUGGUUAACUGGGCUCGCAGGAGCUCUCUGUGGCCUAUGACCUUUGGCCUGGCAUGCUGUGCGGUGGAAAUGAUGCACAUGGCGGCUCCCCGUUACGACAUGGACCGCUUCGGGGUCGUGUUCAGAGCGAGUCCCCGACAGUCUGAUGUCAUGAUCGUGGCGGGAACGUUGACCAAUAAGAUGGCUCCAGCUCUGCGCAAGGUGUAUGACCAGAUGCCUGAGCCCAGAUACGUCAUUUCCAUGGGAAGCUGUGCUAAUGGAGGAGGCUACUACCACUAUUCCUAUGCUGUGGUCAGAGGCUGUGACCGAAUCGUACCGGUGGACAUUUAUGUUCCAGGUUGUCCGCCCACUGCAGAGGCUCUUCUCUAUGGGACUUUACAGCUGCAGAAGAAAAUCAAGCGUGAGAAGAAGUUGAGGAUCUGGUAUAGGAAGUGAAUGGGAACUGUAUGUGUGGAUCUCGUUUGUAAGCAUUGUGUUUCUGGUUGCAUUUGGAGCGCUGCUCCUCCUCCAUGUAGAGCUGCAGGAACGAACCUCAUUAAAGUCAUUGUUGUAAUUUAGACUGCUGCAUAUUUCAGUUACAGCUUUAAAUUUAAUUCAGACGUCUUCAAGUAGCCAUCAGAAAAACUGUAUUUCUCAGAAAUCAUUCAUGAACAUAAAUUAUGAGAGGCAUAUUUCAGGAUCUUAAAUGUUAUUUUCAAUAAACUGAGCUCACAUGAAAAUCCA